Molecule: messenger RNA, 4881 nt
Organism: Clupea harengus (Atlantic herring)
Lineage: Eukaryota; Metazoa; Chordata; Actinopteri; Clupeiformes; Clupeidae
Gene: mthfd1a
Product: methylenetetrahydrofolate dehydrogenase (NADP+ dependent) 1a, methenyltetrahydrofolate cyclohydrolase, formyltetrahydrofolate synthetase
Exons: 27
Coding region: 355-3078 (907 amino acids)
Biological process (GO): tetrahydrofolate interconversion
Cellular component (GO): cytosol
Molecular function (GO): methenyltetrahydrofolate cyclohydrolase activity; methylenetetrahydrofolate dehydrogenase (NADP+) activity; formate-tetrahydrofolate ligase activity
Source: RefSeq, a predicted model, not a curated record
ACACCCCUCCCUGCCAGAGGGAGCGCCUCACAGUGUGCAUUCAGCCUUGGUUGGGAAGUGCUAUUCCAAUCUACCUGGCUCAUGUUCCGGCCAGAGCCGGCAGGAAUGCUAUGGGAAAAAACACACGUCAUGAUAAGAUAGCGUCUGGGAUCGCCAAGCCUGUGCGAAAAAAGUUUGCCGUCAACUUUGGAGGAGGAGGUGGUGGAGAGGAGGAGUUUGCAGCUGUGCAGGAGCGGCAGUGUGCAGUGUAGUGCAGAGCCAGAGCAGGGGAGAGGACAAGGAGAGAGACAGCAGGACCGAGAGAGACAGCAGGAGUCCAGAGCGUGCCUGAGGCUGGGCUGAAAGAAACUCAACAUGCUCUCUAUUGCUUCCACCAUCCUCCGACACAGGGCUGUGAGAUGCUGGAAUGGCCAGCGUGCCAUGGCAACGGUUAUCUCAGGCAACAAGACGUCACAGCUGGUGAGAGAGAGGUUAAAGAAGGAUGUGGCAGAGAUGAGGAGCCAUUUCCCAGGCUUCAGGCCAGGCUUGGUUGUGCUCCAGGUGGGCAACAGGGACGACUCCAAUCUCUACAUCAGUAUGAAGCUGAAGGCUGCGGCAGAGAUUGGAAUCAAUGCCAACCACAUCCGGCUGCCAAAUACUGCAUCAGAAGAAGAAGUGGUGCGCAGCAUCGUGGCAGUGAAUGAGAACCCCGCUGUGCACGGCCUGAUUGUGCAGCUGCCCCUGGACUCAGUCAACCCCAUCGACACAGAGAAGGUGACCAACGCUGUGGCUCCAGAGAAGGAUGUAGAUGGUCUCACCAGCAUCAACGCCGGGAAGCUGUCCCGUGGGGAUUUGGGCGACUGUUUCAUCCCCUGCACACCGAACGGCUGCAUGGAGCUCAUCGCUCAGACAGGGGUGUCCGUGGCGGGGAAGAACGCGGUGGUGAUCGGGCGGAGCAAGAUCGUGGGAGCCCCCAUGUACGACCUCCUGCUGUGGAGCCACGCCACCGUCACAACCUGUCACUCAAAGACCCGGGAUUUGGCAGCACAGGUGGGCAGGGCAGACAUCCUGGUGGUGGGCGCAGGGAAGGCUGAGAUGGUGAGAGGAGAGUGGGUGCAGGAGGGGGCCGUGGUGAUCGACUGUGGGAUUAAUUACAUUCCAGACAGCAGUAGGCCCAGUGGUCAGCGCGUGGUGGGGGACGUGCACUACCCCUCUGCUAAGGAGCGGGCAGGGUUCAUCACCCCAGUGCCGGGUGGUGUGGGGCCAAUGACUGUGGCCAUGCUAAUGGAGAACACAGUUCAGAGUGCCAAGCGGUUUCUGAAGACGUAUCAUCCAGGAAAAUGGACCAUUACAUACACCGAACUGAGACCAGUGCAUCCGAAGCCAAGUGAUGCUGCAAUUUCCCAAGCGUGUGCAGCCAAACCCAUCAUGAAGCUGGCCAGAGAGGUGGGCCUUUUCUCGGAGGAAGUGGAGCCGUACGGACGACACAGAGCCAAGGUGCAGCUGGACGUCCUGACGCGCAUGAGAGCACAGCCUGAUGGGAAAUAUGUGGUGGUCACAGGAAUCACACCAACUCCAUUGGGAGAGGGAAACACCACCACCACCCUGGGACUGGUUCAAGCACUGGGGGCGCAGCUGAACAUCAACAGCAUUGCUUGUGUACGACAGCCAACUGCAGGGCCUACAUUUAGCAUCAAAGGAGGUGCGGUCGGAGGGGGAUAUUCACAAAUCGUUCCCAUGGAGGAGGCGAGCCUGUUCCUUACCAGCGACUCUCAGGCAGUCUCCACAGCUACCAGCCUGGUGGUGGAUGCUAUUGGCUCUCGCAUGCACUGGGAAUCCCAGCAGACCCACAAGACUCUGUUUGAUCUCCUGGUCCCUCUCCGAGACGGUCAGAGAGAAUUUUCCCCUCCUCAACUGAAGAGAAUGGAGAAACUUGGAAUUGACAAAUUGGACCCUCUGACACUAACCGACAAGGAGAUAAGACAAUUUGUGAAACUGGAUAUUGAUCCCUUCAAAGUGUCUGUGGACAAGCUGAACUUCUCCAUAGGGAAUGAAAUCAUGGCCAUCUUGGCUUUGAGCACAAGUGUACAGGACCUGCAGGAGCGUCUGGCUAAGAUGGUGGUGACCAGUGACCGCUCUGGAGAACCUGUCACCACAGAGGACCUGGAGGUCACUGGUGUGUUGACCGUCCUCCUCAGAGAUGCCUUGAAACCAUGCUUGAUGCAAACCGUGGAGGGGGCUCCGGUGUUUAUUCACACCAGCCCAUCUGUCGACAUUGCCCAUGGCAACUCGUCCAUCUUGGCUGACAAGAUGGCUUUGAAACUGGUGGGGCCUGCGGGCUUUGUAGUGACUGAGGCAGGCUGUGGUGCAGAUGUCGGUCUGGAGAAGUUCUUCAACAUCAAGUGUCGAUACUCAGGCCUGCAGCCUGAUGUGGUGCUGAUGGUGGCCACUGUCCGAGCUCUCAAGCUGCACGGGGGCGAUCAGCAGAAUAUCAACCUCCUGGAGUUCGGCUGUGGCCAUUUAAGAGGGCAAAUAGAACAUGCCAGAGCGUAUGGAUUACCGGUGGUGGUAGCCAUCAAUACCUUUAGCUCUGACUCCGAGGCCGAUCUGAAGAUGGUCUGUGCCCAGGCAACGCUAGCCGGGGCUUUUGAUGUUGUGCGCUGCACUCCUUGGACUGAGGGGGGCGCUGGUGCUGUGGCUCUGGGAAAGGCUGUGCAGAGGGCUGCAGAGAUCCCCCACCCAUUCAAGUACCUCUACCCCCUGGAGAUGCCCAUUGAAGACAAGAUUCGAACGGUGGCCCAGAGGAUGUAUGGAGCAAAAGACAUACAGCUUUCAGCACAAGCACUGGACAAGAUCACACUUUACACUAAACAAGGAUUGGCUAAUUUGCCUGUCUGUAUUGCCAAGACCCACCUGUUUCUGAGCCACGAGCUGGAGAGGGCGGGCGUGCCCAAAGACUUCACCCUACCAAUCGUGGACAUCCAGGCUAACGUGGGAGCUGGUUUCCUUUGCCCUGUGGUCGACACCACAAUGGCACCAUCGCACAGACCAGUAUGGCCCUGUUACCAUGACAAUGACCUCUAUUCUGUCAUGCAAUAGGUUCACAUCCCAAGGUGUGGUCAGCCAGUGAGGUACAAUUUUCCCACAGACACACCAGGCACUUAAAGAGAAUGGAUGGAUCAGCACUUUCAUCUGUACCUUGAUUGAUUCACAAUGAGAUCAGACCUUAGCAAGCAAGCAUGGCUCACAAACACAUCCGGUGUGCUUUUGUGAGGUCACCAUCCCCUACCGACACAUUUUAUAAGUUCAAAGUUCAAAGUACUUUAUUGUCAUUGUCACUAUAAGCCCCAAAUGUGAAAGUAGUUUAGAAAGAAAACCUAUUUUGCUGCAUGUUUUCUGAAAAUGGAGAAAGGUUCUGCUAUUCCAUUUAGUCUCCUCCUCGGUGAGCGUGUUUGUUUCAGCGGUACGUCUUCCUCCAGACUACUCCAGAUAGCCUGUUGUCAUCACAUGUUGUCAUCACAUGUUGUCAUCACAUGUUGGAAUCGACUGACUAGCCCUCAGAGCUUCCCAGUCCCAGAAUAGCAGCAACACUUCUCCGGAAUCAGGAUCCUCCACCAUGGAUCUAGCUGCCUCGAUUAAAUACCCUGCUUGUCUGUUGCUGUUUCAAGUGGAACUGAAAACUGUGAAGGUCAUAAUACUAUGUUACCCUGUGUUAAGAGGAAACUGAUUGCUGUGAAGGAAUCCGUUUUGGAUCAUGCUGUGUUCCUGUCAUCAGUGGAAAGCAACAAAAACAAGUUUCAGUUAACUCCAGUCUGCUUGUUUUCCAUUUGAUGGAUCACAAAAAACACUAGUUCAAGGAAGAUGUAUCCAAGUCCCUGCUGUGAUGAAGCCCUGCUUACGUCAUAUAGGCAAAGGUGAACAUAGCAAAGUCACAAAUUGUGGUCUAAUACUUGAUGACUAUUUGUAAGGUCCCUCUAGCAGCCUGGGGUGAUAUGAUUUUCAGCAUCUGAAUCGAACAAGGUUUCUGAGUGAUGAGUUGAAAUAGAUGGAAUCAUCAGUUCAACACAUUCAUUAGUGUUGACUUUUCAAGAAGACAAUAUUGCAACUCUGUGAACAAAAUGAAGGUACUGUUCACAAAGCAGAAAGAAAUGUCUAAUUGGUCUUCAGCUUAGGUCACAUGACACACUUUGGACUGUCAUCUUCUAUCUCUAGUGUCAUUUUUCCUCCAAAUAAUUCUGUUGGUGACCUUUGAUAAAAAAUGAUUGCUGUUGCUAUGACUACAAAGCAAAUGGUGUGAUUGUAUUAUUAGACCCAGUUCAUUAGUGUCAGUGUUUAUUUAAAGAGUGCUUACAAGAACAUACUGAGAGCAAAUGCACAGCAGAUGGUGAGUUCUAAAGACCCUGGGGCCACACACACGUGACAUGACAUGGCAUGAUUAUAAGUUCAAUUAUGUGACGACCCUGAAUAUUGAGAGGGAUAAUCACAGAUUCUUUGUCUAGUCAAAAACUGCUCUUGCAAUAAUUAUCAGACCGCAUGAAGUGGUCUUUCUUGUGCCUUGUUACAGCUGAUGCAUGACAAGCAGCUUUUAUAGUUUUGCUUUCAUCAAAUCUAAGCACACUUGCCAUAACUUUGUCUUGUAGAGUAUUUUUGACUUGACUAAAAAAAAAUUAGAGUUACUUGUGGGGUGCCUUUUGUAAUGAGAGAUUUUCUUAAAGAACAUGUCUUAAUGCAUUUGUUUACAAAUAGCUUUUGUGAAAAUGGUUCUGGGGAAUUGCCCAAAGACUAGCUUUUCCAUAUAAAAAUAUGUGAAGAUAUCAUAACUAAGUUUUGUCUCCAUUGCCACUCUCGCUAGAUUACUGUAAAAUGCUCCAUUUUAAUAAUAAAGACAUCUUCCAAAUGAAA